AUGAUGAACAUGAUGAAUACGAUAAACUUGAUGAUCAUAAGGAACAUAAUGAACAGGGUGAAUGUAAUGAAUAUGCUAACUAUGCUAAGUAUGAUAACCAUGAUAGCUAUGCUAACUAUGCUAACUAUGAUAACUGCGAUAACUGCGAUAACUAUGAUAACUAUGAUAACUAUGAUAACUAUGAUAACUAUGAUAACUAUGAUAACUAUGAUAACUAUGAUAACUACGAUAACUAUGAUAACUGUGAUAACUAUGAUAGCCUUGAUAGCCUUGAUAACCAUGAUAACCAUAAUAACUAUGCUAACUAUGCUAACGAUGAUAACUACGAUAACUAUGAUAACUAUAAUAGCUAUGAUAACCAUUAUAACUAUGCUAACUAUGCUAACUAUGAUAACUACGGUAACUAUGAUAACUAUAAUAGCUAUGAUAACCAUUAUAACUAUGCUAACUAUGCCAACUAUGAUAACUAUGAUAACUAUGCUAACUAUGCUAACUAUGCCAACUAUGAUACCUAUGCUAACUAUGCCAACUAUGAUAACUGUGAUAACUAUGCCAACUAUGACAACCUUGACAACUAUGCUAACUACGAUAACCUUGACAACUAUACUAACUACAACAACUAUGAUAACUAUGAGUUACCAAACUUGA
Megachile rotundata (alfalfa leafcutting bee) is the source of this 648-nucleotide messenger RNA. RefSeq names its product hepatitis A virus cellular receptor 1-like. The record is from RefSeq and is a predicted model, not a curated record. Lineage: Eukaryota; Metazoa; Arthropoda; Insecta; Hymenoptera; Megachilidae.